AUACUCGMUGAAGUGAUGGAACUCUGUUCGAGAGUGGAUGGUAAAACUAUUUCGAUCAAAUCAGAUUAUUCUUGCCGGCAUUCCAGGCGAAAUGGAAUGGCUGGAGAUAUUGAUGUACUGGACCUGAAAUCAUAUCUUAAACAAAUCCGUCCGAUGAGUUUUCCAUGCGUUCUUGGCAUGCACGAAGUUGGUUGGGAAGACGGGUCGUACCGUAAUGGUACUACCCCAAAACACGGCGCAUCAACUCGGUCAAGUAAUGGCGGUGUAGCCAAGAACAGUGCCUUCGACGUAGUGAGUGGAAAAUCCAACGGUGAGGUGGCAAGCUAUUUGUUUCAACGACAGGGGGUUGCCUCGAGUUUCCCUAAAACUGUUGGCGAGAAAGAAGAAGGAUUUGGAGGAAGACAGUGGUCUUCGGUCGAGAGAAUGUCUGACCAGAAUGACGAAGAUAAUGAAGAGCUAGAGGGAAAGUUUCAGAGUAUGACACUGAACAAUAAUGAGAAAAAGGCUGACACACCCAUUGAAGAGAUUGCUUCAACUGCAAAGAAACUAUGGGAUGUACAAGACUCUGGUGAAGAGAAGACAGGAAUGUCUACUGGGAUACUCCAGGGUGACCAAUGGAGAGAGAAYGCCUGGGGUCCUUCUGUACCUCUAAUGAACCAAUCAGAACAUGCCGUCUCACAGCCAAUCAUGGUUCAGCAUUCUGUCAAGCGAGGGGCAUAUAACAGUAACAGUUCAGAGCUUCAUGGUGUAUUGUCUCCUAGGUCAGCAGAUGGUGUAGGGCUCAGUAUGGUGGAGUAUGUGUUGGCUUCAUCACCAGGAGGACAGGAACUGGAUGCACAGAUGAUCAAGUCUGGCUUUGAUGGGGAAGAUGAUGGUAAAUCCAAUAUCAUUUCUAAAGCUGCAAGAGUAUCRCCAUUUGAAGAGGAAACGCCAGAAGAACUACAAAGAGAACAAGACUUGACUUCUCCUAAACCCAAAACAGUCCCACAACCAGAUGACGAUGGUACUAUGCACAGUGCAUUUAGCCGUACCCCAGGAAGUAGAGACCCAUCACCRACUACCAGCUCAUCACAACACUCCCAAGAUGCUUUGCAGUCCAGUCAAGCGCAGAUUUCCAAUCCAUCACCCAUUAUUCACACAAAGUCCAGAAACCAACUGCAUGACUUCAGAGAGGUUCCCCCUUCAUCUAUCUCUCUUGACACAGUAAACUUGGAACAAUUGAACUUUGAGCAUCAGCAGUUCCCUGGCACCCCCUUGAGUCCCUCUGAAGUAGUUAUGGUGUCAGGGGGGUCACUUCCUGGUACCCAUACUUCAUCCUUGCAGCAUCUAUCACCACAGCAAAUAGCGUUGGCAGUAGCAGCCCAGCACCAACAGCAGCAACAGCUUCAGUCAGCCAUGGCACAGCAAAAUCCUUACUAUAUCACAGCAACACAGGGACAGGACAUGUACGGUAGUGGGUCAUUACCACAAGUCAACCCUGGAGCUCAAAUGGUUCCCCAGCCUUAUGCUGCUGCCGCAUACAGCAUACAACCCUGGGGAGUCUACCCAGGCGCUGCAAAUGUCUCUGGAAGUGGUAAUUUCCUUCAACAGCAACARCAGCAGCAACAGCAACCCCAACAACAACAGCAGCARCARCAGCAACAACAUGCUCAGUUAAUGAGAAGCACAAGUAACCCUGGUGUAGGUGGUCAGCAGCUACAGACAGCCAAUCAAAUUGARCUCCUAAACAACCCACAGCAACCAUCCAUGGCCGCUAACACAAACUAUCARCUCAUAGCUCCCCCAGGGGCACCCCCCUUAGGACUCGGCGCAGCAGCCUACUACGAUCAAUCUGGUAAUCUAGUGCUUAGCAACACCCAAGGAAUCAAUGGGGUAUCACCACAGCAACUUGCAGCUAAUCAGAUGGGUGGGGCAUUGAGGAUGAUGUCACCGAUGUUGCUGAACGCUGCUAAUAGCAACGCCAAUAAUGCUCCUGGGAGAAUGGGGAAUAGUGCAGGGGCGUCUGGAAUGCGCAUGUACGGUCARCAGGCACAGCAGCAGUUGUCUGUUAGUGCAUCAAUGAACACGUUCCAAAAUCAAGUGCCUAUGAAUGGAAAUGCUGUAGGUGUGGUCGGGAAUAGUCUAGGCAUACUUGGUGGGUCAUCAAAUGUCGGCGCUGUAGGCUCCAUGACUAGCGGAACUUCAAGACGUGAUGUUCUCAACAGUGGUGACUACAGUGCUUUCAACAAGAGACAAGCAAUUCAAGGAUAUUAUCCCAGUCUGGGAGGCUCCCUUACAGUAUCAGCACAACCAUCAUACAACUCACCACAAGAACUACCAACACCACCACUCCUCUCSCAAGGCAGUCAGUCCGGUUUUUCGGUCGGMAGCCCUAUAUCUAGUGGUCUGUCUCGCUACAUGCAGCUUUCAACAGCUCCGGAUAAGAAAUUCCAGAAUCCCCUCAGYAGUUUGAAUGGUUCUCCAUUCGGAAACUCGGUGUUAACACAAGGGGGUUACCGUGGUGGAGGGCGCUUGAAGGAUACUGGUCGAUCACGACUACUUGAAGACUUCMGAAAUAAUCGUUACCCCAACAUCCAACUACGUGACUUAGCCAAUCACAUCGUGGAAUUCUCUCAAGACCAACACGGCUCAAGGUUUAUUCAACAGAAACUAGAGCGAGCCAGCCCCGUGGAGAAGAACAUGGUAUUCCACGAAAUAUUGCCCGCUGCRUACAGCCUAAUGACCGAUGUGUUUGGAAAUUACGUUAUCCAAAAGUUCUUUGAGUUUGGYAGCGAUGAUCAGAAGCAUCACCUAGCGAGCUGUAUCCGUGGUAACGUCCUACCGCUGGCCUUGCAGAUGUAUGGUUGUCGGGUAAUACAGAAGGCUCUCGAGUGUAUUCCUCCAAACGUCCAGAUUAAGGUGUAUGCUCUGUCCACCCACCCAUAUGGCUGCCGUGUUAUUCAGCGCAUUUUAGAGCACUGCCUACCAGAACAGACCAUGCCAAUACUAGCCGAGAUGCACGACCAGACAGAGCGCCUUGUACAGGACCAGUAUGGCAACUACGUUAUUCAACAUGUCCUGGAACAUGGGACGCCGGAAGAUCGGAACAAGAUUGUCAUGCAGCUUCGAGGAAACAUUCUAGUUCUGAGUCAACACAAGUUUGCAAGUAAUGUGGUUGAAAAAUGCGUUAGUUUUGCUUCAAGAGCAGAGCGAGCUGUGCUUAUCGACGAAGUCUGCAAUACGACGGAUAGCCAAACCCAGCAAUCUGCCCUCUACUUGAUGAUGAAAGACCAGUUUGCCAACUACGUGGUGCAAAAAAUGAUUGAUGUUGCGGAACCGGUUCAACGUAAGCUGCUUAUGCAUCGCAUUCGUCCCCACAUAUCUACGUUACGUAAGUACACUUACGGAAAGCACAUCUUGGCUAAGCUUGAGAAGUACUAUAUGACAGUGAAGCCAACGCCAGACUUCCUGCCGCUGACCAAUGGUCAGUUACUGUAGUGGGCGCACUACCUAAUUAACGUGAAUUCUUAUUCAAACUAUUAUUGACUUUUUAAAUUAAAAUACUAGAUUUGUUUCCUUUUAUGCACACAUUGUAGAUUAGUAAUUGUAGAUGAAGUUAAUAAGUGUGCAUAAUUGGGCUUCCUUUGGAGCGUAACCCAGGCAUUCAUGAUUUGUCAACCACAGGAAUCCUGAUAGAGAAAACUGACGGGACUCUUGUGGGRAAACAUAGGGCUAUUUCUUCACCUCAGCUAGAGGAAAAUCCCAUGUGGAAUUAUUGAUUUGUAAAUUAGCMGAAAGRUCUAGAAACUCAAAGCAAUGUAUGCCCUACCACAGGAAUCCCGUCUCAAAUUCCUGCCAGAACAAAAAACACAAAAUGUAUUUAGACCGGAUUAUUAAGACCAUGAUUUUUAACUAAUAUAUAUUUUACUUUUAUAAGAAGAAUACUUUUUUCCUUGUAAUGUCAAUUUCUAGUUAGAAAUUCUGUAUGUAUGUAUUGAUAAGACACUGUACAAUGAUCGCGUUUCCGUUCGCAUUAUUAUCGAUUUUUUGAUUAUUGUAAUUAGAGAUUUCUAGCUUUAAGAUGCUUGUCAUCUGGGGGGGCCUUGAUAUUUCAUUAAUAGGGCGGCUAACUUUUUAUCCGACUCAAAGUCAAAACUCGGCAAAUGAUUAUAUUCUAAGUGAUAUUUAUUGAUAUUUUUCCUCUUAUGUCACCUCACUUUUACUGCUAACUUUUAAGGUUUUUGAAGUUCGUAUUGAAGUGUCAUUAUCACUUUUAAUAUCCUAUUUAACUGUUUUCGACGAGAUGAUUUUAUCCAUGUUCAAUUUUACAACUAAAAUUUAUGACUGACGUAUUGCUAAUCUUAAUAUCCUUUGAUUUAACGAUUGCUUACUYAUUGGAUGAUUCUCUAAAGUAUUUGUUGGUUUUUAGAGCGGCAUUUCACGCGUAUUUCUACUUUGCUGAAGCAUAUGUAAGCGAAGCAAUCAGUUGUGUAUUUCAUGCCUCUAAUKGCGGCGGCUGUAAAUGUUGUAAGCUUUGCUUCAAGUCAAUUUACCAUAUAAAUAUGUACAAAUUUUUUUACCCAGAUUUCAGCUAAUAAAAACGCAUUUUUAAAAUUUUGCAAAGUAGAAAUUAACCGUGAGAUAUCGUAAAAGCUGAUUUCUUUGUACUAAGUUUGUCUAAAGUAYCACAUUCAACUUGCGCAUCUCGUGUAAUGACAAUGACUUUCUGAUAAAYGAAACAUGCUUUUCCUGGUUAUUUCUAUUUUGAUUAAGACAGAAAGUUGUUGAAAUUUGCUACGACAUCAGUCAUCCAUGAGCAAGUUGUAUGUAUUGUAGAUAAGUACUAUUAGAAGCCUGUGAAUUAGAGAGCGAACUAAACCCUUGAAACGAAGUCCAUCUGUUGACAAUGCAUUCAUUGAAGUCAUUCUGGUAGUUGAACUAAUUGACGUCAUAUUGUAAGAGACCCAUUGCCAAACACAGAAACGUCUGAUAAGAACUAGUGUUCACGGAACUGUAGAAUAUUUCUGCAAUAGACCAAUCCCGAAUUCGCUUGGAUGAACACGGAACAAUGGCUCCAUGUCGAGGCUGAAGUUUUCGACAAAAGAUAAAACUUCAGCCUCGGAAUGAAGCCAUUGUUUCGUGUUCAUCCAAGCAAAUGCGGGAUUGGUCUAUUAUGCUAUUUUCAAACUAAUUUGUUUCAAGGGUUUACGAACGCCGCUAUUUUGCUGGCUCAUAAACCAACCGCCAGUKGGCUUUGAAGACAGUUUAUAUGUUAAUAGCACUUUGCCGAGUUGACUUGGAUAUUUCUAAAUCAGUAUUAUAUCACGUGUAAAUUUUCCUUUAGCAAUGGGGUGCCCAUCGCCUGCCUGUAAAUGUGUACAUUAUGUAAAUGAGGGAACAAGAGGGGGGAUGGUUUGUAGCAAUGUCAAGAUACACCCUAUAGGAGUUACUGUAAAAAAAAUCAUGGCCGCAUCCCCAGGAUCAAUUACUGUUAAGCCAAAUUCCUGUAGUAUUACGAUUGAAGAGUAAAUUUUUGUGCCUGUUGUAAAGUAUAAAAAAUUCGAGGCAUUUUUGAAGGUGUUUUUCGUAUAAGCAAUGUUAAUAAUAUGUAAGCUAAGAAUUGUGAAAAGAAUUGAAGAUCGUUUAGGAUCACUUAUGAAUAUGACUUAGAUAAAACUAUGUAAAGUUUCAUAACAAUGAACCGUUGUAGGUUGGACACAUUGUAUAAUUAAUUAAAUGCUCGGCUAGAGCCUCGUGAAUUAACUCGCCAAACCUACGAUAAAUGGGUGAGUUAUAUUGUAUUUUGUAAAACGCUAGAUUUCUGGUGUAUUCUAAUAUCUAUAGCCUUGUAAAAUUGUAUGCAGUUAUGUAGAAACUGUACAUCGUGUAAAGGAAUUAUAAUAGGUCAUUUUCAAAUGUUGUAUUAAAAUUAUAGUGGUUUACUGAAA
Exaiptasia diaphana is the source of this 5927-nucleotide messenger RNA. Its product is annotated as pumilio homolog 2. The record is from RefSeq and is a predicted model, not a curated record. Lineage: Eukaryota; Metazoa; Cnidaria; Anthozoa; Actiniaria; Aiptasiidae. Gene Ontology annotation, molecular function: mRNA 3'-UTR binding. Gene Ontology annotation, biological process: post-transcriptional regulation of gene expression. Gene Ontology annotation, cellular component: cytoplasm.